AUGGCAGCGAUUCAGAAUGCGAUAGCGGCAGGCGCGGUUCCUAGCCAUGUAUCUAAUGUCUGCCCGGAAGGCACCAAAGUUUAUUUGCUUGAGGUCGGUUGGCUGGAAAGCGAUGAGGCUUGGGUAGUAACUGGCGGGAAUGGCUCUCUGAAAAGUACCGAGGGGGAAGUGUUUGCUAAUAAGAGACGAGAGCUUCCGAUGUAUUGCGUUUUAAUUGACCACCCAUUAGAGGGUCUAAUACUAUGGGAAACAGGAUGCGGCAUGAACUAUCCGGAGACACCUGGUGGAAUGGAUAUUUUUGUUCGAGUGCGAUAUGAGCCAAAACAUGACUUGACCGCAGCAAUUGCAGCCACCGGAAACAAGAUAGAGGAUGUCAAAAAGAUGCAAGUUCUCAUGACACUUUUGCGUAACCUGGCUGAUUAUUUGCAAGUAUCCUUGGCCAUAUGCAUUUGGACCAUGCUGGUAAGUCGACUCCAAUCAAUCUUAAAGCCUGUGACCCGUACUGACGCGAGUCUAGGAGGACUUGAUCGAUUUAUUGGACGGAAAGAUGUCGAAAUCUGGGUCCACGAUGUCGAACUUCGAUCGGCCUUUUGGUCUGUUGCAACUGGAGCAGAUGAAGGCGUUUACUUGAAGGACUAUUUGGAUGUAAGCUGCCGUUAUUUUUCGGGAUGAGUAAUGCUAACAAGAGAUCGUAGCUGUCUUUAAACUGGAAGACGUUUGAUGAGAGGACAAUUGACUUUUGUCAAGGGAUCGUGAGCGUCGUGGAAGCAUUCAGUUCCUUUAUAUGCUAAUCUGAGUUGUAGACUUUGCACCAUCUUCCAGGCCACACGGAAGGGCUUGUAGGAAUGCAGCUGAAUCUGCUGAAUUCUGGGACAUUCUUCUUCAUUUCAGACCAUUGUCAUGUGAUCGAAAACGUAAAUAAAAAAUUCCGAAAUCUUAGAAGUAAGCUUACACGAACGGCAGUGGCGAGAUGGAAUUCCCCAGGGAUGGCUCGCACGGUAGGUUUCUACCUCAAAUGUUAUUUUUGGUACUAACUGAGUUCAUGUAGAAAUCAUCCCGCAUGGUUUCAAUCUACACAACGUUUGAAGCGAUUGCAAUCAACCACAAAGGGCCGCGUAAUUCCGGUGAGUACCUAAACCCAGAGAUAGAUUAGCUGCUACAAGGUUCUAAUCAGGGACUGUAAUAUAGGGACAUGACAAAGAGACCUUUCUACAACUACAAAGUGAAAUAAAAGAAUAUCUGAGUUGAGGGAUUACAGAUAAACCUAGAUAUAAGGAUAUUCGUAGGGGCAAAUUGCGUAAGGAUAUAAACGAGGUUAUCCUUAUAUCCAGUAUCCUUAUAUCCAGGUUUAUCUGUACAAUGGGAAUCAAGGACUAUCUUGAAGGCAAUGUGGUGGACAGAGAGCGAGUAGAAAGCGGGAUCAGGGAUACAGUACACAAAUCCCUUGUGGGAGGGAGAGUAAAGAGAUAGGUAGAAUUUAAUGAAAGCAGAAAGCAAAC
Molecule: messenger RNA, 1499 nt
Organism: Hymenoscyphus albidus
Lineage: Eukaryota; Fungi; Ascomycota; Leotiomycetes; Helotiales; Helotiaceae
Source: the annotation of a GenBank genome assembly